UGACGCGCGGGGCCGCCUCCAUUUCGCGGUGCAGCGCCGGUGUUGCGCAGCAGAUCGAGCCGUCUGUCGCCGGGGGAGGACAUAUCCGCCCGUCCGAUCCGCCGGUCGUCUGCCGCGCCGCACCGCACCGCGCAACCGUCCGGCUCGGCCUGCACCGAGACCCAUAGCCCAGCAGGGCCGCGCAAACACAGCCAUGAGCGGCUGCCGCGUCUUCAUCGGGAGGCUGAACCCGGCCGCCAGGGAGAAGGAUGUGGAGAGGUUCUUUAAGGGGUACGGCCGCAUCCGUGACAUCGACCUGAAGAGGGGCUUCGGCUUCGUGGAGUUUGAGGAUCCGAGGGAUGCAGAUGAUGCUGUUUAUGAAUUGGAUGGAAAAGAACUUUGCAGUGAGAGGGUGACCAUUGAGCAUGCCAGAGCACGCUCUAGGGGCAGAGGCAGAGGGAGGUACUCUGACCGGUUCAGUAGCCGCCGCCCACGCAGUGACAGGAGAAACGCCCCACCUCUAAGAACAGAAAAUCGCCUCAUAGUGGAAAAUUUGUCUUCCCGUGUCAGCUGGCAGGAUCUCAAAGACUUCAUGAGGCAAGCCGGGGAAGUAACCUUUGCAGAUGCACACAGACCUAAGUUAAAUGAAGGGGUGGUUGAAUUUGCCUCUUACAGUGAUUUAAAGAAUGCUAUCGAAAAGCUUUCUGGUAAAGAAAUAAACGGAAGGAAAAUCAAACUAAUUGAAGGCAGCAAACGGCACAGGUCCAGGAGCAGGUCACGGUCACGCAGCAGGAGCUCAUCCGGGUCUCGCAGCCGCUCUCGUUCCCGCAGCCGCAAGUCCUACAGCAGGUCACGGAGCAGGAGCCGUAGCAAGUCGCGGUCAGUUAGCAGAUCUCCACUGCCAAACAAGAGCCAGAAACGUGGUUCUUCCAGCAGAUCCAAAUCUCCGUCAUCCGUAGACCGGCAGAGGUCUAGAUCGAGGUCCAGAUCUGUUGACAGUGGCAACUGAACUAUAAAUAACUUGCCCUGGGGGCCCUUUUUUAAACCAUACUUGCUAAAACUUGUGGUAAGUAUGUGACUUUCUGUGGGAAAGGGUUUGGAUGGGGAGAGGGGAGGGAAGGGGGAACUUUGUAGAUGUGGACCGUGGUGGGAAGGGUUAUUGACUAAUUGUAUUAAAUGUUUUUGAUAACCCUUUUCUUGCUCACAUUUUUUGUGAAUGUCUGAAGUGUAUAGUUGUGUAUAUUGGCAGAGCUCUUUAUAACUGAACCAGACAAAUUUUUUUGUACUCUAAAGUCACCUGAACACUUAAUUCUCAGUAUAUUCAACUGUGAAUAGCGACUAAAAACAUUAAUGUCUCAGACUAAUAGCUUUAGACAUCUUAGAGCUCUAUAUGUGCUGUAUAUAAAGCUUUAUUGCAGAGGGUAUUUUUUUGUGCUUUUGAGACAUUGUUUCAGCUAUAGGUCAGCAGAUUAAGUGCUGGUUGGUACUGGUAAUAAAACUUUAUUUUAAAAUAUUUUCAUUUAAUAUGACUUGCACUACACUAAGAAGAUGCCCAUUUCACUGCCCUGUGGUAAUAAUAUUCUAUAAAGCACUCUUAUUUCUUGAUACCUAAGAAUAAAAUAGUUCAAAUAAAGUAUAAAGAAACA
Molecule: messenger RNA, 1625 nt
Organism: Motacilla alba alba
Lineage: Eukaryota; Metazoa; Chordata; Aves; Passeriformes; Motacillidae
Gene: SRSF5
Product: serine and arginine rich splicing factor 5
Exons: 8
Coding region: 194-988 (264 amino acids)
Cellular component (GO): nucleus; ribonucleoprotein complex; cytoplasm
Molecular function (GO): mRNA binding
Source: RefSeq, a predicted model, not a curated record